AUGCUCUCACCCACUUCCCGUCGAGGAGCUCUCAUCGUAUUCGAAGGAGGUGAUCGCUCAGGCAAAUCAACUCAGGCUGCCACCUGUCGCGACAAACUCAUAAAGUGUGGACACCACGCUGUAUUAUUACGAUAUCCUGAUCGAACUACACCAACAGGACAAAUCAUUGAUCGCUACUUGAAGAGAGAAAUUGAAUUAGACGAUCGGGCCGUGCAUCUGCUGUUUAGUGCUAAUCGCUGGGAGAGCAUGAAAUCAAUGAGAGAAACACUGGCAUCGGGCACAACGAUACUAUCAGACCGAUAUGCAUACUCUGGUGUUGCUUAUUCUGCUGCAAAGGGUCUGAACUUACAAUGGUGCAAAUCCCCAGAUCAAGGCCUCAUAGCACCUGACGCAGUCAUCUACCUGGAAGUGCCGACUGAAACAGCUGCAAGUCGGGGCGAUUUCGGGAAUGAGAGAUACGAGACAAUGGAUUUACAAGGGCGUGUUCGUGUCAUGUUUGAGAAUUUAAAGGAACCAAGUUGGAAGAUAUUGGACGCUCAUAAACCUAUAGACGCUCUCGCAGAACAAGUACAGGCAAUCGUAUCUGAGACCAUGGAACGAGUGGCUGAUGAACCGAUACAUGAGGACUUGUGGCUUUAG
Synchytrium microbalum is the source of this 639-nucleotide messenger RNA. It is a transcript of the gene CDC8, whose product is annotated as dTMP kinase. The coding region runs from base 1 to 639 and encodes 212 amino acids. The record is from RefSeq and is a predicted model, not a curated record. NCBI's taxonomy places the organism in Eukaryota, Fungi, Chytridiomycota, Chytridiomycetes, Synchytriales, Synchytriaceae. The transcript has 5 exons. Gene Ontology annotation, cellular component: mitochondrion; cytoplasm; nucleus. Gene Ontology annotation, molecular function: ATP binding; dTMP kinase activity. Gene Ontology annotation, biological process: dTDP biosynthetic process; dUDP biosynthetic process; dTTP biosynthetic process.